Molecule: messenger RNA, 807 nt
Organism: Schistosoma turkestanicum
Lineage: Eukaryota; Metazoa; Platyhelminthes; Trematoda; Strigeidida; Schistosomatidae
Source: the annotation of a GenBank genome assembly
AUGCACCAAUGUUGGUUCCGGAGUUUACGUUUCUCGGAAAUACUAUUGGGUUGGAGAUUUUCUCUUACGAUGGAUGGUUAUAUACACGCUGGUCAAGUUCUUCCAGCUCAAACUAUUCUACAACCAUUGCAACAGCCUUUAAUAAUGGAUGCAAACGGUGCUGCUCAACCAACUACAUUCGCUGUUCAGGCUAGCGAUGGUAGUUUGAUUCCAGUUCAACUAGCUACGUCUGCUGGUGGAGGUCAGGUUAUCAUGUUCCUUCCAAGUGCAGCUCAGCAAACAAUCUAUACAACUCAGCCUAUAGUCUCUGCUGCAACCACCUCUUUGGACGCUAACCUGACGUCGGGCCAGGGGCAGAUUAUAGGAACAACAGUUGAAGACGAAACGCACUUACUUCAACAGUUGCAGCAGUCUUCACAAGUUCAAGUUAUUCAUCAGACUCAGUCAGCAUUAUCUCAAUCUGUUUCAAAUACUCAAGUCGUUCAGGUCUCUAGUCCACAAUCUGAAGCUGCAAUCGGUCAGCAAGGAAUCUCCACACAAGCAUCCGCAACAGUGUCACCUGGUGUUGCUCCUGGGGGCGAGGAACCUCUUUACGUUAAUGCCAAACAAUACCACCGAAUUCUAAAGCGUCGUCAAGCUCGAGCAAAAUUAGAGGCACAAGGUCGUAUUCCGAAGGAAAGACGAAAAUAUCUACAUGAAUCUAGACAUAAGCAUGCUAUGAACCGCAUACGAAGCUCUGGUGGUCGAUUCUUUUCCAUUGUAAAACUAAGAUUUUGUCUAACUGAUAUCCUAUCUCAACGCUGCUGA